Molecule: messenger RNA, 1957 nt
Organism: Dissoconium aciculare CBS 342.82
Lineage: Eukaryota; Fungi; Ascomycota; Dothideomycetes; Mycosphaerellales; Dissoconiaceae
Product: 3-ketosteroid reductase
Exons: 2
Coding region: 269-1648 (459 amino acids)
Biological process (GO): ergosterol biosynthetic process
Cellular component (GO): lipid droplet; mitochondrial outer membrane; endoplasmic reticulum membrane
Molecular function (GO): 3-beta-hydroxysteroid 3-dehydrogenase (NADP+) activity
Source: RefSeq, a predicted model, not a curated record
UGGCGUUAUGGCAGGAGUCGUGAGAUCUUCAUUACAUCGUUCCGCUUCGAGAGAUUGAAAGAUCAAUUCGAGCGGAUGCAUGUAGAGCGUCUGAUCUCCAUCUUCAUUGCUUUGUCCGCGGAAAUCGAACGAUUCUUUAGGGUAGAAGUUCCAACGUGUUUAACCCAAACCCUGGAAAUUCGCCGCCCCUGACAGCGGUGAUGAUGAAAUGCUCCAUCGUUUGUAGUCCAACUGUCAAUGGUUGUUCAUCUGAGACAACAUAAUCAAAAUGCCGACUGAUCAAGGAGACAAGAGAGAUGAUGAGGAAGAGGUGUACAGAGUCCUUGUUACAGGCGCAAACAGCGGUCUUGGAUUUUCAAUCUGCUGUCGUGUAAUUGACGAGUUUCUCGAGACGAGACCUGCCUCACAUUCACUGCAUAUCCUCUUCUCUACGCGAGAUGUCAAGAAAAGCGACGACACACAGCGACGUCUCCGACUGCACCUGGACCACACCGUGUACAAGUCUCACAACAAACGACCUCUGACCAGCGUCGCUCGAAUCAAACUGGAAGGGGUCCAAGUCGAUCUCCUCCGCUUCACAACCAUCAAGGCGCUCGCAAAGCAAUUACUCCAGCGCGGCCAACAACUCGAUGCCGUAGUCUGGAACGCAGGUAUCGCCAAUUGGCGCGGCCUGAACUGGUUAUCCGCGACAUGGCUCGUCCUCACCGAUCUCGUGCACACCACGACCUAUCCCUCCUACAUGCUCUGCGAAGUCGGUCUGCUCGCCAAACCCCAGCUCGCCGACUCGAAAUCCGACGCGAAAUCCAUCUCCUCAUCUCAAACUCCCCCGGAUGACUCAGAACCUCGCGUCGGCCGCAUCUUCGCCGCCAAUGUCUUCGGCCACUAUCUCCUAACCCACUGGCUGCGACCCUUGUUCACCUCGCAAACCCGAAUCAUCUGGACAUCCAGCAUCACCGCUCUCACCGAGACCUUCUCCCCCGCAGAUAUCCAGAGUCUGACCAACGAGCCUUCUUACGAAGGCUCCAAGCGUCUCACCGACCUACUCGUUCUAACCUCCGAAUUACCUUCCACAGCAAGCUACCUAGACUCCUUCCUCCCUGUAUCGUCAUCUGCAGCAGAAAAGAAGGGUAAAGUGGAUGCCCGCCCGAAGAUGUUCGUCACCCAUCCCGGCGUCGUGGGGACUUCCAUCGCCGAUUUGAACCCCGUCAUGGCCUUUUUCAUGGUUCUCGUCUUCUACAUCGCGCGCUGGCUGGGGAGUCCCUGGCAUGGAAUCACGCCGUACAAAGGCGCGGUGGCUGUUGUCAAACUCCUCCUCAGUCCAACUCCAUCAUCGUCCUCGGGAGGCGAUGGUGGCCAAGACGACAUCAUCCACUCCGAAUCAAUCUCCGGGAAGGGCAAAUGGGGCUCGGCAGUAAAUGUUUGGGGCCAGGAAUAUGUAGGUCGGACAGAGGUCGAAGGGUGGGGAUUUGGGGGUAAAAUUGGCGAGACUCCGCCGGGAAGUGUGACAGGUUCCCUGGGCAGAUUCCGGGGAUGGAAAGAGCUCACGGAGGAAGGGAGGGUGGAGUUUGAGGAGCAGGGCAGGCAGGCGUGGAAGGAGAUGGAGGCGAUGAGAGUGGAUUGGGAGAGGAGGUUGGGCGAGGUCGAUUAGUGGGAGAGUUGGGAAAUAUCCGCUGGAGGGAGCAUUGCACAUGCUGUGUAGGUUAAAGAUGGGGUCGAUUUAUGCCUUCCCGAAUAACAAAAACACCACUGAACGAAAGGACUCCGCAGAUGACAAGAUUGUCGUGAAUGACGGGAGCGGGAAAGGCGUGUGUGUGCGUAUCUGCGAGGUAAACCUGGCAAGGGAAAGACAACAGAAUUUGCAUCCAGCCCGUGGCUCAUGCUAUCAAGAAUUCGGUGCGCGGAAGAAAAGAGUAUCGCUCUCGGAUCAUGUCGAUGUCAUCGGGGUCUGUGAAACGAC